Molecule: messenger RNA, 1830 nt
Organism: Magnolia sinica
Lineage: Eukaryota; Viridiplantae; Streptophyta; Magnoliopsida; Magnoliales; Magnoliaceae
Product: probable serine/threonine-protein kinase PBL17
Exons: 6
Coding region: 306-1592 (428 amino acids)
Biological process (GO): protein phosphorylation
Molecular function (GO): protein kinase activity; ATP binding
Source: RefSeq, a predicted model, not a curated record
UGGACGGGGUGGAUCUGCUGAAAGUUCUGUGACUCUCGGUGCGCGAGUACGCUAGUGCAGCUCCUCACAAAACCCAUCCUCUAUCUUCGUAAAAACCGAGUUUCAUGGCUAUAGAUAGAAAUCCUAGCAGGCAGGCCCCUGGCUUCCCUACCAUUUUCGAAGAAACUCAGCAGCGAGCCAGUGGGCCCAGAGCUCCGGUGAGGUGGUGACCACCAGGCUCAAAGGAGCCUUUCUUUUCUAUAUCCCCAUAGAAUCCUGAUCGUCAGAUCUUAAUCGACGGAUAAGAUUGAGCUAGAAUCACAUUCAUGGGGAACUAUUGUAGCUCUGAAGAACCAAUAUCAGUUAAAGCAAACCAUCUAGCAGCUACAUCUCCAACCAAACCAAAGGAUACGAUUCUUUCCAAUAUCAACAACGUUGCAAAUGCACCACCUACUCCCAAAGAUGUCAACGAUUUCCGUCAAGUCAGCGGAUAUAUCAAUGUUGACAUCUUUACAUACAACGAGAUGAGACUAGCAACCAAGAACUUCCGGCCAGAUCAAAUUCUCGGCGAGGGCGGCUUUGGAAUCGUCUAUAAAGGCUUUAUAGAUGAGAAUGUUAGGUCAGGAUACAAGCCCACACAAGUUGCUGUUAAAGAGCUUGAUCCAGAGGGCUUCCAGGGCGAUAGAGAAUGGCUGGCAGAGGUCAACUAUCUUGGGGAGCUUAGUCACCCAAAUCUUGUCAAAUUAAUUGGCUACUGCUGUGAGGAUGAGCACAGACUGUUGGUCUAUGAAUACAUGGCCCGUGGAAGCCUUGAAAAGCAACUUUUCCGACGGGCAUCUGCUACACUUCCAUGGUCUACUAGAAUGAAGAUUGCCUUUGGUGCAGCGAAAGGGCUUGCCUUUCUUCAUGGAGCAGAAAGGCCAAUCAUCUACCGUGACUUCAAGACAUCAAACAUCCUGCUGGAUUCUAAUUACAAUGCAAAGCUUUCAGACUUUGGACUUGCAAAAGACGGGCCCAUGGGAGACCAAACUCAUGUUUCCACUCGGGUUAUGGGUACUUAUGGAUAUGCUGCUCCAGAGUAUGUAAUGACAGGUCAUCUAACAGCUAGAAGUGAUGUCUAUGGUUUCGGAGUUGUGCUUCUUGAGUUGCUCAUUGGAAGAAAAGCAUUGGACAAGAGUAGGCCAAGCCGAGAACACAAUCUGGUUGAAUGGGCCCGCCCCCUCUUGAACCAUAACCGUAAGUUGAUGAAGAUCCUCGAUCCAAGAAUGGAAGGCCAGUACUCAGUUAAAGCUGCCCAAAAGGUGGCCGCCUUGGCCUACCAGUGCCUCAGCCAAAACCCCAAAGGGAGACCUACCAUGAGUGAGGUAGUCGGUAUCUUGGACACUUUUCAAACGCUGGCAGGCAGCCAGGAAGAUCCAUUGAUCCAGAGUGGAGGUGGCUUUGUGACACUUUAUGAGGUUGGCACAAUCACAGCAGGUAAUCAGGCAGAAGGUAAGCAACAUCCAAGAAAGAUUCAGGAUGAAAGAGAACGUAUUACACAUCAAAGGACCAAACCAGCACAUGGAAGGAGCAAAAGCAAGCCUCCUAUUGAUUCUGAUCUUUACAGCCCUUAAGAUUUCAGUCUCCUGGAUGUCAAACCUCAGGAAACAAAAUUGCCUUCAGCAAGAAAUGGUAGUCAGCAAGCAUCUAUAGAUGAGAUUGAUCUGCAUAAGCUCUGAAUUUUUAUACAAAGCAAUCAAUUGUUCCCUUUCUUUCAUAUAUAUUGAACUAGGAAUUUGGAUGUGCAAAUUGCAUCAGAUUUCUCCCUAAUGUACAAGCCAGACUCAAAUUAAAAACUGGUUUUACAACUUC